Messenger RNA from Setaria italica (foxtail millet), 2858 nucleotides. RefSeq lists its product as uncharacterized. NCBI's taxonomy places the organism in Eukaryota, Viridiplantae, Streptophyta, Magnoliopsida, Poales, Poaceae. The transcript is spliced from 4 exons. The record is from RefSeq and is a predicted model, not a curated record. The coding region runs from base 658 to 1815 and encodes 385 amino acids.
UAAUUUAUCAUUAAAGAACAAGUAAAAAUACAAUGCUCAGUGGCAAGAGGCUUACAAUACGCAAUAGCUGUCGGGAUAAUCAUCCGGCGUAGCAGAGAAGACGACACUCUCCGUCCUUAACCUCUUUUCCCGAGCGCCAAACUGGGAAAAAGCCAACGCGAACGGGGGAAAAAGCCCACCAAAAUCUACCUCAUCGCUUCCCCACUGCCACUCCCAUGGCGCCGCCGCCGGGGAUCGUUGAGGUGCGGUGCGCGGGCGGCGGGGAGACGCUGGAGGUGGAGCCGGGCCUUACUGAAUUCGCCUGCCCCGACUGCGGGACCCAACAGGCGCUCCCGCCGGAGCUCAUGCCGCGGCGCCCCCGCCGUGCGCUCCCGAUACCCGGGCGGCUGCCCGCCGCGCCGUCCCGCAUCGCGUGCUGGGGAUGCGACGCCGUUCUAAGCGUGCCGCACCCGCACGGUCAGGGGCGGUUCGCCUGCCCGCUCUGCGGCUCCGAGCUUGCGGCCUCCACGGCUGCUGCCGUUUCGGUCGUCUCGCCGCCCGCAGCCAUCCCAAUCACUCCCAGCAGACCGCUACAGCCCUCUGAGGUGCAUCCUGGGCGUUCAAGUCAAUCAACUCAUGUAGGCCACGUUCAAAAGCCCAUUCACUCGGAGCAGACACAUGGACAGCGUCCAAGACAUUCCAUUAGAGGAGCCAUUUACUUCAUCCAGAGCUGACACUGGAACAGAAAUUCCUGUAGUGGGAAGGCUACAAAAUGAGCCUGCUAACCCUUCAUCACAUAGAGAGGAGUCACAUGUUGAGCCACUUGAUGAGACUAUUUCCAGACCCAGCAAGAAGAAAUCUAGAUUUGUAGCUGGCCCUGAUUCUUAUCCUGCAAGGAAGGUGCAUAUAGAGCAUCAUAAUCAAGCUGUGUAUGCAUCAGAGGCACAAAGAGUUCAUUCAAAGUCUUCAGUUCAUACAGACAAGGUGGACGAUAGGUUUACCAAUGGCACAGUUGCAGUACACAGCAAGCAGAAAGAUGGAAAUGUGUUUGUACCUAGUAUAAUCGAACAGGAGCGGACAAAGUCUCUGAAUCAAGCUGUGGAUGAUCAGCAGCCGGCAGGUGAAAUUCCCAAUAAUAUGGUUCAUGCAGACAAGGUGCAAGUGGAUUUUGCCAGUGAAGCAGGAAACGGUAAAAAGAGUGCCAAAGAUAGUAGAGGAAAUACAAAAAGGAAAAUCAAGAUUUUAACGAAUUCUUCAAAUGCAUUGCCUCAUCUCAGGCGCAGUAAGCGGUUGGUAAAGGAAUCACACAACCUAGUUGACGUUGAUCCUAUUGAGAAAAUAGAUACUUCCCCUAAUCAAAACCUAUCUGAAGCUCCAGAGAUUGAAAAAACUUUGGCAGAUUCUGACCCUAGUUCUCCUGCUCAGGACCGAUUUCCUCAUGGUGGCUCUAAUGAGCGGGAUGGUGUUGAUGCAACUACACCACCUGCUUUGAAUCAUGGUACACAACAAGAUGAUCAGUUCCCGCGUACCCAGAUGUACUCUCCAGAGACUAGGUGGGCACUUCCAGUUGCAAGCUCAAAUUCAUGGCAUGACUGUGAGAUACUUCAGGAGAGUUUUAGUGGGGUUGGCCAACUUGAUAGAGGUUAUGCAGAAGUGUGUUCUCCAGCAGAGAUGCAAAAUCAGGAUAUGCAUGGCAACUGGCACAGGAAACUUGCAGCGACAAGAACCAUUUGGGACAGAUACAACUCAAGCCUCACAAUGAAACCUUUCAGAGCAUGGAAGGCAAAAAAGGAAUGGUUUCAAUGGCUCUUCUUCAAAUGGUGGGAUGCACCCUGAAGAGUGGUCCUUCUCUGAAACCUGCCACCAGAACUUGUCUGCUUCAUGCAGCCGCCUCGUUGCUUUGCUGCCAUCACCGGCUGCCACUGCAUUGCCGACAACGACACCGCCUUCUUCACGUGAAAGUCUCCUGCACUUUCAAAGCCACGCAGCUGUAUCUAUUGAAACCUCUCUAUCAUUAACAUUUGCUUCUUAACCUUGCAGAUCUACCACUUAACUGCAGCACUCCAACAUUGCUUCAACAACAACCACCAUCCCCCCUCUACUCACAGGAUGCACCAUGUGGUGAUGUGCUGCCGGGACCUAUUAGUAACUCUUCGAAAAAGCGCCGGGGGCGUGCCCCUGAAAAAUUAAUGGAACCACACAAAGAAGCUGAUAGGCCUGUGUUAACACCCAGUGGUACGACAGCUGGAAUGUGCACCCGCCAUGUCCUAAAGUUGCAACUACCCUCUCCCUUCUCAUCAAGCAGAACUAUCCUGGGAUCUAUGUAUCAGAUGAUACCAGUGGAAAUGGCCAAUCCUGUGAACAUGUGGUUUACCACUGGCACCAAUGCCCACCAGAUACAAGGGCUACUAUAUUGGAUGAAUUCCUUGUGAGUAACUAUCAGGACAUGUUUUGUACUAUAUUUUGUUCACUGCAAGAUUUGCAAAUGGUGAGUGCAUGUUAUCUGAAUACUGCUGAAAUGCUACAAGUGGUCCCCUGGCCAUGAAGAGGAGUGUCAAAAGAUAUUUAACCGAAAGGCAGUCAGACAGUUAGUUAAUCUCUUUUGCCACGAGAGGCAAAGGAUUAGACAGGUGUUAGCAGCAAAAAAGGACAAGAAAUCUUCACCAGCUCCUAGGGCCCGUGGAGAAAUGGAGCUAGAAGAGGAUGAUGUUAGAGAAGAUUCAGACAAAGAGCAACGAGAUGAGUCAAUGGUGGUUCUCGAGCAUGAAGAUCCGCUGAAAUGGAAACCAUUCGUCCCUCUAUGGAUGAAACCAAAAUGAUGGGAAAUGUUGUGUGACCACUGGGCCAAAGAUGAAGUCAUGCAGUCUUACCAACAAAGG